Messenger RNA from Neoarius graeffei (lesser salmon catfish), 3543 nucleotides. Its product is annotated as desmoglein-2.1-like. The transcript is spliced from 14 exons. The record is from RefSeq and is a predicted model, not a curated record. Gene Ontology annotation, biological process: homophilic cell-cell adhesion. NCBI's taxonomy places the organism in Eukaryota, Metazoa, Chordata, Actinopteri, Siluriformes, Ariidae. Bases 54 to 3371 code for a protein of 1105 amino acids. Gene Ontology annotation, molecular function: calcium ion binding. Gene Ontology annotation, cellular component: plasma membrane; desmosome.
AACUAUCCAGAUACAAACAACAAGGUUUUUUAUACCGAGUUUGCGCUCCGGAAAUGGCCAGGUCAUGGCGUUCAGUGCCACUUCUCUGCCUGUUUUGUUUCGUUAUAUGGUGUGUGUUUGAAGCUGGAGCCAAAUCAGACUACUCUGUACUCCUCCAAAGGCACAGGAGAGAAUGGAUUGUCCCUCCACAAAUUUUGGAGGAGAAUGUAGACUACACUAAAAAGCCCUUUAUUGCCAGGAUUCGUUCAGACAGAACGAAUGAAAGUCAGGUCCCAUUAAGAUAUGCUUUAAAGGGCAUCGGUGCAGACAAGCCACCCUAUAACUUGUUCAUUGUGGACCCUUCCACUGGCAACGUUAAAGUAACUGGGAUCCUGGACCGAGAGGUCAUUUCCCAGUACAAUCUCUCUGGAAUUGCGAUGUACACUAAUGGAUCAAUAGCAGAGAAUGAAAUUCAGCUGAGAGUAAAGGUGCAAGAUCAGAAUGACAAUCCUCCCAUCUUCUUACCCAUCAGCACAGGAUCUGUGAAUGAGCUCAGCAAUAAAGGCAAGUGUGUAAUGAAAGUAACAGCAACAGAUGCUGAUGAACCUGGGAAUAUCAACUCUCAGAUCUCCUAUGAGAUUGUUGAUGAGAACCCUCCAGGAAAGAUGUUUGAUAUUUAUCCGAAUGGAGAAGUGAUUGUUAAUAAUAAAAACUUGGACCGAGAGAAAGUUGACCAGUAUAAGCUUACUAUAAGAGCCUUAGACCUCAAUGGGGGUCAAGGUUGCAACACAGCGACAACAACAUUAACUAUUCAGAUCAAGGAUGUCAAUGAUAACAUCCCAGUACUGGAGCAGGACUCAUUUCAAGUCAGUGUUGAGGAGAACACAGAGAAUGUGGAGGUGAUGAGAUUGAAAGCUACUGGUCUGGACUUGCCAAACACUGAAAACUGGCAGGCUGUGUACACCAUUGUGUCAGGCAAUGGGGGUGGGCAUUUUAAUAUAGUCACUGAUCCAAAGACCAACGAGGGAAUCCUGAUGCUUGUCAAGAGUGUAGAUUAUGAGCAAGUAAAACUCAUGAAACUGAGCAUCAUUAUAAGUAAUGUGGCUCAGUUCUACCCAGGACAUAAGCCUUCAGGGAUACCUGGACCUACAGGAAUGCUCGGUGGUGGUGGUGGUGGUAAAGUCUACACUAUGAAUGUUAAUGUAAAGAAUCAGCCUGAAGGCCCGACCUUCAAUCCCAAAGUGAAGGCAGUUCCAGUUUCUGAAAAUGGAAAGAUGGUUGAUAUAAAAAAGGUCCUCACAACAUACACCGCUAUCGAUCCAGAUACAGGAUUACCUGCUCAUGGAGUCAAAUAUGUUAAAGGCUCUGACCAAGACAACUGGCUAUCCAUUGACGAGAAAACUGCUGAGAUCAAACUGAACAAAAUCCCAGAUCGAGAGUCUCCAUACCUGGUCAAUGGGACUUACAUGGCAGAAAUCCUCUGUAUUACUCAAGACAUGCCCUUUAAAACAGCGACGGGCACUGUCGCCAUCCAGGUGGAGGACUUUAAUGACCACUGCCCUACUCUACCUGAUCCCACACAGACGAUAUGCACCACUCAGGAAGUUUUGUAUGUCACUGCAGAGGACAAAGAUGAUUUUCCAAAUGCAUAUCCCUUCACAUUCAUUGUCCUGCCUGAAGGGACAGAUGGAAAGUGGAGUGUGGAGCUCUUAAAUGAUACAACAGCCAUGUUGGUGCCCCAAGACACAUUGUGGCCAGGCCUUCUUCAGGUGAUUCUAGAAGUUCGUGAUCAGCAGGGGAUGUCGUGUCCAGAUAAGCAGGUGUUAAAGGUGAAUGUCUGCACAUGUGAUGAAUCAGCAACAUGUGGCGCCAUUGCAGCUCAAGGAAAGAGCUCAGGCCUUGGCAGUGCCGGAAUUGGUUUGCUUAUCCUGGGACUCCUUGUGCUAUUACUUAUUCCACUCCUACUGCUGUUCUGUCAGUGUGGAGCAGCUGCCAUGAGCAGACCCUUCACUGACAUGCCUUUUGACACUAAACAGCAUCUGAUUUCCUACUAUACAGAAGGUCAGGGAGAAGACCGGGAUGUGCCCUUCUUCCUGAGUGACACUGAUGGUCCUAGAAUGAUGCCAGGUGACUUUUGGGCCAUCGACAGUGCAGCGAGUGGAGUUGCUGCCCUUGGAGCUGCAGGAGGUGCUGGUUACGUCAUCAAUAGAGGGCAAACCAGAAAUCAGAUUGAAAUGGCUUCUAUGAGUCAGGGAAUGAGCGGAUAUCUUGGGAUGACAAGGGAGGAGUUUUCCAUGUAUGACAGUGGACUGGGCCUUUCAGAAGACUUCUUCAACCAUUACUACCCACGUAAAACUCAGGACUUAUGCACCACAGCUGAAGAGAAUUUGCUGCUGUUUAGUUUAGAAGGUCAGGGAUCACCUGCUGGCUCUGUCGGUUGCUGCAGCAUCCUGGAAUCUGAUAAUGAUCUGGGGUUCCUUAAUAAUUUGGGGUCAAAGUUCACUACUCUAGCUGAGAUAUGUGGUGGAGGCACAAAGUUCACAAUGGCUGCUGCCUCCCUUCCUCCUCCAAAACCCAUCAUGGAUCACUCUGAAUCAGUUUCCAUGCACACCAGUUUUGCCAACACCAACACUGUCAACAUGGCCGCCGAAGUUGCAGCAUCCUCUACCAUGCACAGGGCGGAGAAUGUGGUAGUUAACGACACCCAUGUAGUAUCUGACGUGCAGCCAGCCCAGACUCUGAUCGAUGUGCCCACCCAGACCCUGAUGGUGCAACAGCAGCCAAUGUACUACAUGGUGGAGCCUCAGGUUUCUAACACUGUGCUGUUGGCCGAGAGGCCCAUGGUGGGACUGACCCAGGGGAUGUAUGUGCUGAAUGGCGCUCCAGUGAACGAAAGAGUCCUGGUCCAGGGUGCUGUGCCAGCACAAGGCACGAUUGGUGGAGGAGACGGAGUGGUAUUGUUGGAAACAUAUGGAGAAUCCACCACAGCACUGAACACAGACUUGCUCCAGUCAGCUCAUUUGUCGGGUUCACAGCUUUUGCUUGUUGAUACAGGUGCACAAGGUGGCCAGGUCCUCCAAGGAAUACUGCCGCGAGGGAACAUCUCUGGAUCUCAAGGCAUAGUGUUUGUGGAAGGGCAAGGAGGGUCUGCAAUUCAUGGAUCCCUCCAAAGAAGUGUUCCUGUGGCUGGAGGCUCUCAGAGUAUGCAGUAUGUAGUAGAGAGGCAGGGAGGGACUUCAGGAAUCACUCAUGGAUCCCUGCAGAGGGCGGUAACAUCCACUGCCAUGUCCCAGAAUGGGACUAUUGGAUUGAACACAAGCACUGUACACGGACUUCCCAGCUCACAGAAGAUUGUUGUCAAAGAGAAGAAGGUUGUGAAAACCAAUCUGUAAAAUUGAUACAUUUUCCUCACACUGAACACAACACCAGUAGGCUGAGGUAAUGUCCUCAAUGCUUUUACUCAUAAAAUACAAGCAUUUUGACACACAAAGGUUCUUAUAUUCAUUAGUGCAUACACUGUACAUGUCUUGUCAUCCUUUUUAAAUUUACCUGUUUAUUUGGUCA